AUGCCAGCGACAACACCGGAACCCGCGUACCUCGACAUCAGCCGUCGCAAGCUGGCCGAGCGAGACAGCAAGAUUCCCCCAGAGUGGAAGAUCUCGCUUCCCGAAGACGACGACAAUCUGCUCCAUCUCCCCCGGUCUUGUUCGUUGCUCUCGCCGCGCGAGCUGGAGAUUACUGAAGAGUAUGACUCUGUGGGUUUGUUGGAGAAGAUCCAUGCGAGAGAAUAUACCAGUGUGGAGGUGACGAGGGCGUUUUGUAAAAGAGCCGCCAUCGCCCAACAAGCCCUGAACUGCCUCACGGAAAUCUUCUUCGACCAAGCCCUCGACCGCGCCGCCUUCCUCGACGACCACAUCCACCGCACGGGAAGACCCCUGGGCCCACUCCACGGCCUCCCGAUCGCCCUGAAAGACAGCAUCAAUGUUUCGGGCGUGGACUCGACCAUCGGAAUGGCCGCCUUUGCAUUCAAACCCGUCCCGCGCAACUCGGUCAUCGUCGACAUGCUCCUGUCGCUCGGGGCGGUCAUGUACGUCAAGACCAACGUCCCGCAGUCCAUGAUGACGCCCGACACGGAGAACUUUGUCUUUGGGCAGUCGCGGAAUGCUCGGUCAAAGUAUCUCACGGCCGCCGGGAGUUCGGGCGGGUUGGGUGCGUUGCUUGGGAUCCGGGGCGCCUUGAUGGGCAUCGGGACCGAUGUUGGAGGGUCGGUGAGAAUCCCAGCUUAUUGCAACGGCGUCUCCGCGGUAAAACCGUCUUCCGGUCGUCUCCCAUACCACAGGCUCCAGGGGUAUUUGACCGACGGGGCAGAAACGGUCGGUAUUCUAUGUGUCAACGGCGUCCUGGCCGUGUCGAUGAGAGAUUGCGAGCUUCUCCUCCGCGCGGUAUCUGAUGCAGAGCCCUGGCUGCACGACCCUGGAUGUAGCUAUUUGCCCUGGGACUCGCAACCACUGCCCGAGCAGCCUCUCGUGUUUGGGGUCAUCUGGGAAGACCACGAAACCACGCCAUUGCCGCCUCUCCUCCGAAUUCUCAGGGAGACCUGCGACAAGCUGCGGGCGGCUGGCCAUGAGGUUGUGGACAUGGAGUUCUACAAGUGUGCCGAGCUCGCCAAAAACGCUGUGGGACACUUCAAGCUCGAGGGUGGCAAGGCGCUGGACGCGGCGAGAAACCUCACGGGCGAGCCAUACACCGACUCGGUCCAACAAGGUGGCCUCUACCCCUGCGACGAAGGCACGUUGGCAGACCUCUUCGCGCUGAGUGCGGAGAGACUGCAACUCCAGACCGACUGGCUGGAAUACUGGGCGUCGACAGCGACAAAAACCCGCUCCGGUCGACCCGUCGAUGUCAUCCUCACUCCUCCCCAGAGCUGUCUGCCGCGGCCGCACGACACGCUGAUCCGGAGCCACUUUUCGCGCAUCUGGAACGUCCUCGACUAUCCUGCCGCCAUUGUGCAGUGUGGCGCCGUGGACUUGAGUAGGGACGACGUCGAGUUGCCUCCUCCGCGAGGACCGAUGGAUGAGAGGGUGCAGUCUAUAUACACGAAAGAGAAACGCCGGCGGUACGAGGGCUUUCCUAUCGGCUUGCAGGUGGUUGGGCGACGUCAGAUGGAAGCCAAAUUGGUCAAGGUGGCGUCGCUGGUCGAGAAACUGGCUCGAUAA
Fonsecaea pedrosoi CBS 271.37 is the source of this 1650-nucleotide messenger RNA. RefSeq lists its product as uncharacterized. The record is from RefSeq and is a predicted model, not a curated record. The transcript has 5 exons. Bases 1 to 1650 code for a protein of 549 amino acids. NCBI's taxonomy places the organism in Eukaryota, Fungi, Ascomycota, Eurotiomycetes, Chaetothyriales, Herpotrichiellaceae.